Molecule: messenger RNA, 267 nt
Organism: Rotaria sp. Silwood1
Lineage: Eukaryota; Metazoa; Rotifera; Eurotatoria; Philodinida; Philodinidae
Source: the annotation of a GenBank genome assembly
AUGAUUCGUUCAUUAAUAAUGGGUAAUGCAACAAACCAUUUAUCGUUAUGUGUUAGUCGAUCAUCAAGAAAAACCCAUCGAGAACGACCAUAUGUAUCUCGUCCAUUUUGGCCAUAUCAAUAUGAUCAUCAUUUGAAUGUUUCAGCUCAAAUAUCAUCGAAUUCUCAAAUUCGUGAAAUAAAUCCAAUGCGUUUAUCACCAACAAUUCUACGCCAAAAUUCUCCAACUCGACCAGUGCAUAUUGUUAAAAAGACUUCAUAUAGUUGA